This is a messenger RNA of Triticum turgidum subsp. durum (durum wheat), 738 nucleotides long. NCBI's taxonomy places the organism in Eukaryota, Viridiplantae, Streptophyta, Magnoliopsida, Poales, Poaceae. The record is from the annotation of a GenBank genome assembly.
AUGCAGGGAAUCGCCAAGGCGCUGAGCCAGCACGGGAAGCAGCUGAGGCUCACCGUGCUGCAGCGCAUGAACAAGGGGAUCUUCUCCUGGGCCACACUCAUCUCGCGCAUACAGAGCGAGUCCCCGGCCGUGAUCAUCCCUCACAUGGGGCUGGAGAACAUCACCGUCCGGGAAAUCCUCAGGGCCAAAGGGGAGGCUCAGUCGAGGGCGGUCUACUGGUGCAGCACCACCCAUCUGGUGCAUGAGGCCGUCAAGCACAUGACGGCCAAUAAUGUCGGGUCUCUAGUCGUGCUCAAGUCGGGGGACGACAAGCAGCUUGCAGGAAUUGUAACUGAAAGAGAUUUCGCUAGGAAGAUCCUCUUACCCGGGCGACCCUCAGAGGAAACAAGAGUUGAAGAUAUCAUGACAGAAGAGAACAAGCUAAUCACUGUAUCCAGCAAUACCAAUAUUCUGCGUGCGAUGGAGCUAAUGACAGACGAGCACAUUCGACACGUCCCAGUUUUCGACGAGAAGGUAGUUGGUAUGAUCUCCAUUGGUGAUGUGGUCAGAGCAAUCGUGGACCAACAGCACCAAGAAGUGAAACAACUGAAGAAGAAUGACUCCCAACAGGCCGACUUGAGAACUAAGAAGAAAUACACCACCAUUUCACAAAUAUCUCCAGGACAUGUUGACAACGUAACACCAGGGGCAAGCCGUCUGAAGGAGUACAACUCUAUGCUGCUGGGUAGUAUUGGUUAA